UAUACAUUCAAAGGGUUCUUUAAUUUGCUUUCACUUUCAAAGGCUGGGGAGCAGCAGACUAUCAACACAGACUGCGGCUUAGCUUGAUCUGCUCUGCACUUUGGAGUCUGUUUGGAUGGAAAAUGUCCUGCAUUCGGCCAUCAAGAAUGGAAAAGACAAUCGAAGCAAAUUCAGAGAAGGAUAAAAAACUCAAGCUUGCAUCCUCCGCACUUUGGUGUGUUGUUGAAAAAUGGAGGAGUUGUGACUGAGAACAGAAGGCACGCAGGCAGGCCUAGAAAGACCAACAGCAGAUUGGACUGCAUAAAUAUCAUUUCAAAUAGGAUCAACACAUACAGAACAAGUAUAGCAGGAGAGUGAUGUAGCAGAAACCCUCCAUAAGCUCAGGGGAUAUAACCAUGGAUUAAAUUAGCUAAAGAACAUGCGCAUAAGGUGCAGUUUCUGAAAACAUGUGUUAUGGAAAUAUUAACCAACGUGGAUCUGUUCAUAGAAAGUUAAUGUGGAGAACUCCAACCAUAUGGCAAUAAGAGUACAAUAAAGCAUGAUGGUGAGAACAUCAAGUCUGGAGCUGUUUUUUAAUCAGUAUUGUCAGUGAAUAUGCUUCUGUGAAUAUGUAUAUAUUUACUCUUAGUGUCAUCAAGUCUACAAAGGAAAACUUCAAUAAAACUUUCUGAUGGAUAAAGAUCCAAAACAUACCAGCAGCCUGCUGAAAAAAUAUUUUCACCAAAAAAAAAGUGCUCUCCCAGAGGCCUAUAGAUCCCAGUUGGGGGCCCGUGUUAAGUGUGGAUUGAAUGAUGUACUUUACACGCACAGUUUUGUGGGUGUUCCAACAAGUGAGAAAACCCUCUCUUGUUUGCUAAUUAUUGUGUUAAACUCUAGCAGCCACUUCUAGUAUACAAGUGUAUAUCAUCUGUGCAGCAGGAAACAGCAAUUAUCAGAGUGAGCUGGAAAGUCGGGUAUUAUUCUAAGAAGUUGGUUGACUACGGUGUAAGUACUACGGAAAAGAUACACGAGCAACAGGAAUGACCGCAGGCUUGUGUGGAUUGUCAAGUGGAGUCGAUUCAAUAACUUGUGAGAGCUUCACAAGGAGGGACUGAGGCUGCAUCGAGAAUGUAUCAAGAGCUACUGAGCACAGAUUUCUUCAGUAAAGGAGCUACAACUGUAAUAUGAAGACACUCUUGAAGCAGCGUAAAAUUAGAAGAUCUUACCUGGGCUAAGUAGAAAAAGAACUGGACUGUUUCUCAGUGGUCCAAAGUCCUCCCUUCAGAUUAAAGUAAAUUUUGCAUUUCAUUUGGAAGUCAACAUCCAAGAGUUUGGAGAAAGAGCGGACAGGCACAAAACCUGAGGUGUAUGAAGUCCAGUGGGAAGUUUCCGCAGUCUGUGAUGAUUUAAGGUGCCAUGUCAUCUGCUGCUGUUAGUCCACUGAGUUUUACCAAGUCAAAAGUCAAAGCAGCAUCUACCAGGAGAUUUUAGAGCACUUCAUGCUUCCAUAUGCUGACAAACUUUAAGGAGAUGCUGGUUCCCUUUCCAGCAGGAUUUAAUACUUACCCACAGAGCCAAAACUACUACUAAAUGGUUUGCUGACAAUGACAUUACUGUGCUUGAUUGGCCAGUCGACAAACUUUACCUGAACCCUAUAGAACCCCAUAUGUGUUAUUGUCAAGAGAAAGAUGAGAAACAUCCAGCCCAAAAAAAUAUAAACAAGCUGAAGGCCGCUUUCAAAGCAACCUGGGCUUCAAUAACACCUCAGCAGUACCACAGACUAAUUGCCUCUAUGGCAUGCUGCACUGAUGCAGUAAUUUGUGGUAAAGAAGCCCCGACAAAGUAUUGAGCGUAUAAAUGAACAUACUUUUCAGAAGUUGUACAUUUCUGUUUUGUAGAUGCUUUCGCUUUGUAAAUCAGAGGAAAUAUUCUAAUAAUUCGAGAUAGAGUUUCUGAUUUUCAUGAGCUAUAUGCCAUUAUCAUCAAAAUUAAAGCAAAAAAAAUCUUGAAAUAUUUCACUUUACAUCCAAUGAAUACAGAAAAUAUGCAAGUUUACCUUUUAUGAACAAAAUUACAAAAAAAUAAAUAGCUUUAUCACAUAUUUUUUUAGACACACCGAUUAGACUGUUAUAUGUACAAGAGUCAAGCUUAAUAAAGUUAGCUAUGCUAGCUUUUGAACACACAAAACAGAAAACAGUCCUACCUGUACACUUGGGAAUCUCAUUAUUUAGGGAGUUUUGCAUUUUGUUAAUUCAAAUGAUAUUUUUCUACAGGUAAGUUAAAUCUAGUAUGAUGCCAUGCUAAUCUGCUAGCUAGACAAGCAUUCCUCCCAACAGGACAGUCACAAAAAAAGUGCCAGAGUAAGUAAGCCAAAUAGACCAAAUAAAUUAUUACUUAAAUAAAUUUAAUUUAUUCUUGACUAUUGUUAAAUAAUUACAUCAAUAAUUACAUCAAAUACAAUGUAAAUGUAUUUUCAGUUAUUUUCGUGCUGCUAAGAGUCUUUUUUUCCAGCCUGACUUGACUGUAAACCGGUACUGGUCCUGUUUGCAGGCCACUCGCCUACAUUUCCCAGAGUUCCUCUCUACUAUUUAUUUGGGUUGAACCCGAAUCUCAGCUGCUCGCACUGAGCGGUCUGCACCGGUUUUCCGAUGUAUGUUAUAGAAAUGCAGUCCUUUCUGUCUUUAAUAUUCUGCUUCAAAAUGAAUUACGUGUCGAGCUGAAUCUACGCGGUCCACGCAGCCGACAACGGGAACAUGAAAUGGAGAUCACUCGGACCAGACCGUCCUUGUAUGGAGAAAUCGCUCAUGGCCUUGGAUUCUGGACAGACCGCUCAGCAGUGCACGAGGCGGCUGCACAGGGCAGGGCCCUGCAGCUGCAGCAGCUGAUAGAGGGAGGUGCAGCAGUUAACAUCGUGGCUGUGGACUCCAUCACCCCCCUGCAUGAGGCGUGCAUACAGGGACAGACCCAGUGUGUCAGACUGCUGCUGGACGCUGGUGCACAGGUAGAUGCUCGUAACAUUGACGGCAGCACUCCGUUGUGUGACGCCUGUGCAGCUGGUAGUCUGGAGUGUGUCAAGCUGCUGUUGGAAUAUGGAGCAACCGUCAAUCCUCCACUGUUUACUUUCUCACCUCUUCAUGAGGCAUGCAUGGGAGGUAAUUCAGAUUGUGUUCAGCUCAUGAUUGAUCAAGGAGCUUUCAUGGAGGCUCAUGACUGCCACUAUGGGACACCACUUCAUGUAGCCUGUGCCAGGCAACAUUAUGACUGCGCCAAAGUACUCCUCAAUGCAGGGGCAAAUGUAAACGCUGCCAAGCUCCAUGAGACGGCUCUCCAUCAUGCAGCCAAGACCAAGAACAUUGACUUGAUUGAGCUACUUGUGGAGUUUGGGGGGAAUGUGUUUGCCAGGGACAACCUGAACAAAAAACCCAUCCACUACACCAGUGUGGGAUCUCCCUCGUACAUCUCCCUUGAGUUCUAUGAGAACACCCCCCUCAGUCUGCAGCAGAUCAGCAGAGUGACUGUGAGGAGGACUCUCGGAAAAAGAGCGCGUGAAGUUGUUUCGAAACUGGGCUUGCCCAAUCGCAUCAUAAGCUUUCUUUCUUACAUUCCACCUCCACCUAUUGAAAUUUAAUCACCUCGGUCAAAUUUCAGUGCAGCUCUCAGAAGGUCAAACACUGUCCAGUUAUACACUACCAUUCAAAAGUCUGGGGUCACUUAGAAAUGUCCUUAUUUUUGAAAGAAGAGCAGUUUUUUCAAUGAAAUUAACAUUAAAAUUAUCAGAAAUACAGUCUAGACAUUGUUAAUGUGGUAAGUGACUAUUCUAGCUGGAAACGGCUGAUUUCUAAUGAAGUAUCUCCAUAGGGGUACAGAGGAACAUUUGCAACAACCAUCACUCCUGUGUUCUAAUGCUACAUUGUAUUAGCCAAUCAUGUUGAAAGGCUAAUUGAUGAUUAGAAAACCAUUGUGCAAUGAUUUUAGCACAUGAAUAAAAGUGUGAGUUUUCAUGGAAAACGUGAAAUUGCCUGGGUGACCAGAACUUUUGAACGGUAGUGUAUCUGCUGGUUCUGUGGUUCCUCUUCUCCAGAAAGUCAUAUGACAGGAUGUUGACGUUGGCGGACGUACUGCACAGAUGUCUUAACACUGCCAGACGAGACGGGUGUACAGAGAUUUCCUGAGUAUUCAGAGACUGUUUUAUACUGAAGCAAGCUUAAAAAAAAAAAAUCUUAAUAUGCUUUUGAGCUUAUAGCUGCACCAAGAGAUUUUUUAAAAAUCGUUUUGGAACAGAAAUGCAGUCCUGAUAUAUGUAGCAUCAACUCAUCUAGCUCUGGUGGCUAACCUGUUUGCACACAACUUUCUGCUUACAUAUUUAACAAAUAUAUACCAUUAUUAGGAUCUUGUUCGACAUAAAAAAAGUGCAGCUCAAUACUCAGCUUUCACCUCUGAUUUGGCCCUUUAACUCCUGAGUUAAACAUCUUCACCAGCCAGAUAUUUAUUUCACAUUUGCAGUUUGGUGCUUGGCAGGUUGUGCACAGUUUUGGCAAGAAAAAUGAAGGCCCGAAGAUCAAAUGACUUGCUGCUGAAGGCCAUGCACACCAGUGGUAAACCCACACAGGUGAUUUCAUUGUUUUGGGACGAUUCAGAUCUUCUUUCAGGACUGUGGGCGCAUACAGACUAUCCAUCAAGCUCAGACUCUUCUGUUAGCUCCUGUUUGCACUUGUUCCACGGGCCAAGUUUCACCUUUGAGAUCUUUUUUAUUGCACAGUGAGUCUGGUGAGCAGAGGUCUAAUUAAUCACAAUAGCUGAACACACCUGUGUUUGAAUUCAGGACCUUUAUUUAAUACAUUUAAUACUCAGAAGCUUUGGAAACACCGUUAGUCAUUUAACAAUACUCAGAGCCAUUUGAAUCAGUGUUAGUAUAAUACUGUAUGUACAUGUGUUGCUUCAUGGAGCCUGAAAUCUAGAAGCAUGAACUUUGCUUGUUCAUCACAACCAACUAUGUGUGAAUGCAAGUUACCUCAUAGACACUGUAUUACUUUAUUGAACAUGGAACAUGUGGUUUGAUUACUAGAAUUAUAUCAUUGUAUGUAUUUGUAUAUAUAUAUAUAUAUAUUGUGUAACUAUUUAUUUUUAAUGUAAAUUUGUACAUAAUACAGAUGGUUCUACCUCUAUUUGUGUAAAUAAAUAGAUCACUAUCAAAAUAUUUUAAAAACAA
Amphiprion ocellaris (clown anemonefish) is the source of this 5188-nucleotide messenger RNA. RefSeq names its product ankyrin repeat and SOCS box containing 13b (gene asb13b). The transcript has 8 exons. NCBI's taxonomy places the organism in Eukaryota, Metazoa, Chordata, Actinopteri, Pomacentridae. The coding region runs from base 2738 to 3607 and encodes 289 amino acids. The record is from RefSeq and is a predicted model, not a curated record. Gene Ontology annotation, biological process: positive regulation of protein catabolic process; protein ubiquitination; intracellular signal transduction. Gene Ontology annotation, molecular function: protein binding.